This is a messenger RNA of Didymosphaeria variabile, 1251 nucleotides long. RefSeq lists its product as uncharacterized. The coding region runs from base 1 to 1251 and encodes 416 amino acids. The transcript has a single exon. The record is from RefSeq and is a predicted model, not a curated record. Lineage: Eukaryota; Fungi; Ascomycota; Dothideomycetes; Pleosporales; Didymosphaeriaceae.
AUGGCCACAUCAUCAUCACCACAGGACCCAUGGAGCUUUCUCACUCUCGAUCGGCUCAUCGUCAAACCACCCAUCACCACCAACUCCGUCAAGAACUUUUCUUCUGAAACCAUCCGCUCAGACGCAGAAGGGACUCACAUAGUCGUCCACCCACGUUUCCCAGAACUAGCCGAAAGGUUCCUCACGCACAAACGCCAAUAUGGCUCCACUUACGAGAAGACCCUUUAUAACAGCAAGGACUUCACCUGGCAGAGUCUCGUCGCGCGCCUCAUCGUAAAGCGCCCACUGGUCUUCAUGGGUGCGAACGACCACACCAUCCUCCGCGAUGGUACGAACGUAGGCCGCGAUCCCAACAGCUCAAGUCCAAAUCUGGAAUGGAAUCGCAACGGGUCGAAGAUGCAGGAUCGCAAUUCGUGCAUUCAACUGGGCGAGUACUUAUCCUAUGAUGAGAUCAUGCUGGGCUCACUCAUGGGCGUCAGUGGGCCGAGCCACUUCAUCAACGACGGAGGCAGGUACAAUAGUGGGAGGCCUGGGGGGAAAGGCACGUUUGAGGAGCGGGGCGUCAUCAUUGGACUAGUGGGUGCAAGAUUCGAGAGGCUCGAUCGUAUGGACUCGAUCUUCUGCCUGCCGGACAAAGACAAUAACCACAAGAUGAGCCCUGGUCUGCAGGCGGUAUUUCAAGAGUUCUUCGGCGUGCCGCGAAAACCCAACGCGAAGUUCGACACAGAGACGUACGUCGCGCGCAUCAGGAUCACCGCGGACAUGCUCCUUCUCGAAGCCAACGACCGUGCAAUGGCCGCGGGCAAGACGUCCUACGUCUACGUCGUCGGGCUCGGCCUGGGCGUCUGGCAGCAUGCGCAGAACCAAGCGACACACUACCUUGCCGCCUUCACAGCUUCCCUUCGUGAACUAAGCAUCGCGAAUGUCAGCACCGUGGAAUUCGCAUACAUUCCCGCGACGCCCACGCAGCAGCAACGCCUUCAGGCCCUAGGUGAGGAGAAGGGCAUUCGUGUACUCUUCAGCAAGCGCAAUCCGGCGGAGAAGCUGGAUACGGAUGAGCUGCUCGUGUUGAGCUACGCUUGGGAUGGGAAUGCGUUUCCGGGGAAUGAGUACUGGCAGGGCAGUUUGGCGGGAUCGGGAGAUCCCGCGGCGGCGUGCAUGAGCACGAUUGGGGAGCUGCAUAAUCCGCUUGUUAAUGAGCCGUUCACGCGUAGGAUCAAGAUCGCAGGGAGUGGUAAGCAGUAUGCGUGA